Messenger RNA from Bufo bufo (common toad), 1800 nucleotides. It is a transcript of the gene CCDC127, whose product is annotated as coiled-coil domain containing 127. The transcript is spliced from 3 exons. The record is from RefSeq and is a predicted model, not a curated record. Lineage: Eukaryota; Metazoa; Chordata; Amphibia; Anura; Bufonidae. The coding region runs from base 432 to 1217 and encodes 261 amino acids.
AGGGAACUAUAACGGAACACCGAUCUACGUGACCUUGCAAUGUCAUUUGAUAUAUUGUAACGUCUUGCAUGGAGGUUGCAAGGAAAAGCGUAUCUAUUGUGCUGUUCUCAGUCCUGACCAGCCUUUUUUUUUUUUUUUUUUCUUUACUUUAUAGAAAGGAGCAAAUAACUCUACGAAAGGAUGUGCACACUUGAAAUUGCUACAGUACUUUGAAUACAAAUGAGGAUUACAGACACUAUAGUACUGUGCAAUAAUUAUAACGUAAGCGAACCUACUUCAUAAGGAAUUUGCAGCAUGGAGUCUCAGCGUCCACCCCUAGGUGCUCCUGCAAAUGGUUCAGUCUUCGUUUCCGUGAUGUGUAAGGAGUCGCACAUUGUUGUCAGCUGACUGGUAUCUGGUGGGCGCUUUCUGUUGUUCUAGGGUGAACACCAAUGAAUAAUUUAAACAAUCCGCCCCAGUGGAACAUUCGUCCAAAUGGAGAAGGCGAAAAUGGGAAUAAAUGGAACUAUGCUUUGCUGGUACCAGUAUUGGGGCUUGCUGCUUUUCGGUGGAUUUGGUCAAAGGAAUCUGAGAAAGAAAUUAGAAAAGCCAAAUCUGAAUAUCUUGAAAAAGUGACUGUUGUGGAGAAGGAACUUGAAACAAAAUAUCGAGAUGUUAUUGUGGAACACAGACGUGCAGUGGCUCACUUGGAAAUCGAGCUUGAGAAAGAACAAAACAGAACACUUAGUUAUCGCCAUGCCCUCAUUGCUCAAAGCAAGAAGCUUGUUGAAGAGAGAAGGCAGAUGGAACUUGAGAGAGACCAACUAAAACAGGAAAUGAAGGAUGUCCAGAAGAGUAACAAAUUACAAGGAUUGUAUACAAGUCACUGUGAGAGGGAAGAAGAAUGGCAGACGAAAGCCAAAAGCUUGUUAAAAGAUUUUGAAGAUGCGCUGAAAGAGAGACAGAACAUUUAUUGCAGUUGGACAGCAAGUAAAAAAAAUAGAUUAGAAAUAGAAAAAAAAAUGCUUGUCAAAGCUGCCAGCAAUCCAGUAGCUGCAGAGGUGGGGAUGACAGAUGGCUUGAUUGACAUCUUUAAACAUGACAACUAUUGUGCUGAACUGACAAACACUAAUAAGCGUGAAAAUGGCAGGCUAAUGUGGAUCUACUUAAAGUACUGGCAAUUAAGUGUAGACUUCAAGAAAUUUAAAAGAUUGCAAGAAGCCAUGACAGAAAAGUAGAAAGCACUUUGAGUUACAACACUGUCAAAAAAAGUUCUAAUAGGUAGAUAUAGAUAUCUGUUGUUUAUGCAUAGCUUUCUGUCUACAUUUAUUAAAGGAAAAUAAAAAACAAAUGUGGCAAGCUAUCCACUUUGCUAGAAAGUUGUGGUGUUGGACAAUGCUUGCUUCAGCUCUUCAUGUGAAAAGAGCCAUUAUUAUUAUUAUUAUUAUUAUUAUUAUUGCCACAAAAUGGUCAAACUCCAUAAUCCAUAAGCAAAGUUUGCAUUACAGUAUCUGUUACAGUUUUCUUGAACAGCACUUAGUGUACUUAACCUUUCAACAAACAAUCGGUCAUACAAUGUGUGUACAUGAGGAAUAACACUAUUUCUGGCCAUUAUAUGACUGGUUUCUGGCAUUUUUUUAACAGUUUUCCCUGUGCAUGCUGAAUGUCUAGUUUUGAAGUUCUCCCAGAGAUGAUCCACUGUACACAGAAAGUACAGGAGAAUCUGCUCAAUAACUUACUAAGAACCAGAACCACUAUCAUGGAGUACAUUACAGAGAGUUGCUGAUCUGUUUGGUUGUGAAUAAAGCACUUAGGAACAUA